This is a messenger RNA of Patiria miniata (bat star), 2992 nucleotides long. RefSeq lists its product as uncharacterized. Bases 204 to 2462 code for a protein of 752 amino acids. Lineage: Eukaryota; Metazoa; Echinodermata; Asteroidea; Valvatida; Asterinidae. The transcript has 12 exons. Gene Ontology annotation, cellular component: plasma membrane; cell junction. The record is from RefSeq and is a predicted model, not a curated record. Gene Ontology annotation, molecular function: protein binding. Gene Ontology annotation, biological process: positive regulation of hippo signaling.
ACAGCCGAGUACCAGGCCACGGGAGGCAUGUAAACAACUAAAUCCUGCAAGGCAAGGUGCAGAUUGACAUUUCGUCGAAUUUCAACAAAAAUGAAGAUCAACGUGAACAACGAAUACCCAACAUUUUGAUUCAAGUUAAAGAUGUGUGACACAGAGGCCUAUUUUUAGUUGAGCAAAGCCACAUAAAUGCACCCUGUUCCAUAAUGAAUGGUCAUCUUUACUUGGACGACGGUCACUUGACCGAUGAUGAUGAUGACCACCAACAUGUACUGGACACCACAACAAACACGUCUCUGGCCUGUCCAGAUUUCAAUGCCAUGCGAAGUGAGAGGCGGGAUCGGACAAGAGCUACCAUGCAGGCCUUGAAUCCUGGAUUGACCAAGACAGUUCUUCCUGAGGCUGAAACUCUAUCCAGGCAGGACAAGGCAGCUGUUUGCAUCCAGUCUCGUUACCGAGGCUACCUGGCUCGCAAGAAGUAUGUGGAACUACUCUUCGAGAAGUUUAACAAGGAGGAUGAAUGGCGAGCAGCAAGAGCAAGAAGACAGGUAGAAGAAGGAGAAUUACUCAUUGAAAAUCACAAGCUAGAGCUAGAGUUUGAGGAGAACCACUGCAUACGUCGGAACAGACUUCAGCGAUACACAGCACACGUGAUAACAAUCCAACGCGCCUGGAGACAGUUCAAACGAAGGAAGCUCAAGACAGUUCAGCAUCCUGACCCUGAUCGUGCCCAUAGCAACCAAGGAGGAGGCGAGGAGGGAGGUGAUGAGAGGGAUGCGAAUGGUAACCAGACUGGAGCAGACUGGGGCCUGAGGGAAGGAGAGGGGGACCAGGGAGCAAGACUCCACAGAGUGUUGGAUUCUCAAUCGGGCUCAGACCACAAUUGGGUCUCAACAGACUCAGGUAUAAGGACUGACAACAUCAACAUGACGGCAGCACGGCGCUCCAAGGCCCAGCACGCCAUGCUGCAGGAUCUAGGCAGCAGCGUGGAGCUAGACGACAACCAAGUCUACGAGUCGUCGCCGGAAGUCACCGACAAGAAAAAGAACCGGCUGAGCCUGGCCGAAGAAUUCGCAGCCGCCAUGGACGAAGACGACGGAAUGUCAGGGGACGUUGCUGAUUGUGAAGACUCGGACCUGAACGAAAGUGAAAUUGAGAGCUCAAGUUGUGCGACCACGCCGGAGUGGGGCGCAGUGGAGAGACAGGACUCUGAUUUGAUCCUGGAGGUGCCACAAACAGACAUCUUAAGAGAGGAUCUGAGAAAUAAAUGUACGCUACACAGCCAAGAGACCAACUCCAGUACUAUGCAAGAGACUGGGAAUGCUUCGGACCCAAACGAAAACUACAGCGUGGAUUCAGACCCCAAUGCAAACGACGUCCCCCUCGAGCGCUGUGACCUGACUGGAGAUAGGAACCACCAAACAAACUCACAGGUCAGGGGUCAGCCCCAGCGGAAUGUUCAGUGCCAGGAUGAGGCCUUGAUGAGGACUGCUUCCUCUCCCAUUAGGACGUCGGGAAGCCACUCUGUGACUCACCCCAAACUCCAGCGCUGUGCCAGCGCCGAGAGCAGGGACUCAGAGUUGACCCGUGGGGUCACAGGCAGCAGACCACAGACGGAUCUAGGCUGUGUGGAACCUACCAUGCCUGUGCUGGAUUGGGAAUCGUUGGAGAAACACUUGGCCAAGAUGGAAAAGGAAGAGGAGCAGCUGAACUAUAAACAGACCCAGAAGCACUCGCGGCAGGCAAUCCUGCGCAAGCUGGCCAUGGGUACGGACGACGAGGCCGAGGGCGACAUUUACGGCAAGAGCAAAGACAAGCUGUCCACCCGCUUGCAGAGCGGGAUGAACCUGCAGAUCUGCUUCGUCAACGAGCCCGUGGACGGCUCGGAUCUUGAAGAGGACAGUCCCAGGAUCCUGGCAGCUGAGGAGAAUCUGAGGAAGGAGUCGCACGUUGCGAAUCGAUUUGGGAGGGUGACGGGUGCGAGUAGGCUGGGAGGGGCCGGAAUCCGACUGAGUAGGGAGAGCAGUAAUACUAGCGCAACCUCACCCAAGGCUCCGUCGGUCACCUUCCAAGACGCGGAGGAUUUUGAGACUCAGCAGGCCCGUCUUCAAGACGAGGCUCGGGUAGCUCUGGCCCGGGCCGAGCCGCUGGCCAGAAUGCAGAUGGAGCUGGAGAGACAACAACGGAAAAAGUCACCGGUAACGGAAUUGGCUGGAGUGUCGGGCAUGACGGACAUCUGCGACAGACUCUACGGCAAGAAGCUGACACAGCGGGCACUCAGGAACAUGUCCCUCAGCAAACUACAGUUUGUGGUCAACGACCUGCACUCGCAGAUCGAAAGUCUGAACGAAGAGCUGGUCCAGCUGUUGAUCCGUCGAGAUGAGCUUCAGAUGGAGCAAGACUCCAAACUGAUUGACAUCGAAGACCUGACGAGGUGGAUCCGCAUGAGUGAGUCACAACCUUGAGAUUGCAUCACCUGAUAUCCAACAGUUACCAUGGCAACCUACUCACACCACUCAAAGAGCAUCUCAUUUUGGUCUUCCUCCAAUAUUUCUUAAUCCAGCACAAAAUGCAAUAGUAACUGAGAAUUCCACAUUUAACCCCUUAAGCACGGGUUAUAAUGGGGACAUUCCUCCACACAUAGAGCAAGUGGCCCGCAUGACUGCACAGCCUUUGUGUGGUAGCGGGACUGCACAAAAGCAGCAGCUGUGGAACUACCCACUAGCCGUGUGCCACGGCAUACCACAGCUGGCAACUGCAUUCCAAUGAGGAUUAGCGGCCGCGGCCAUGACCGCUUCCCGAGCUCAUGGGGUUAAGAACUCAAUAUGCAUGUAAUUUGUUAGACAGUAACAUGCUGAAAUUAGAUGUUCGAGACGUUUUGAAAGGUGUGAUGAGGUGGACCAAGCAGUGCCUUCAGUGUUCAGUGUUAAACAAUUUUUAUGAAUCCCCAUCCACUCAGAAUUGUACUUAUUUGAAAUGUUUGUGUAAAUUGUGA